Molecule: messenger RNA, 1384 nt
Organism: Nymphaea colorata (pocket water lily)
Lineage: Eukaryota; Viridiplantae; Streptophyta; Magnoliopsida; Nymphaeales; Nymphaeaceae
Product: carboxyvinyl-carboxyphosphonate phosphorylmutase, chloroplastic-like
Exons: 7
Coding region: 42-1130 (362 amino acids)
Molecular function (GO): catalytic activity
Source: RefSeq, a predicted model, not a curated record
UGCCUGAACGAGCGGAGGAAAAGAGAGAGAGAGAGAGAGAGAUGGCCGGAAUUCUCACAUUGGGUGCCGCUCUGCGCUCGAAGGCCGGCAGAAGCGGCGCCGGACUGCUCGCGGGGCGUGCAGCAGUUAUCUCCGCGGCCAUCGGAAGCGAGAACGCUUUCGGCCGGCGGAGCUUCUGCUCGAACUCCUCCGACUCUCCGGCAGGAAGGUCGACCAGAAUCCAGCAGAUAAUCGAGAAGGAGGGCGUCGCCUUGCUGCCGGGGUGCUACGAUGCGCUGUCGGCUGCCAUCGUUCAGAAGGUCGGCUUCAGCGCCGGCUUCAUCUCCGGCUACUCCGUCUCCGCCGCCCGGCUCGGCAAGCCAGACAUCGGCCUAAUGACGCCACCGGAGAUGGCGGAAGCCGCUCGGACCAUUUGCUCCACCGUCCGUGACAUCCCCUUUAUUGCAGACGCUGACACUGGUGGAGGUAAUUCUCUCAAUGUGCAAAGGACUGUCAAGGAUUUGAUUGCAGCAGGUGCCGCCGGCUGCUUCCUUGAGGAUCAAGCAUGGCCAAAGAAAUGUGGCCAUAUGCGAGGCAAACAGGUUAUACCUGCAGAGGAGCAUGCUUCAAAGAUUGCUGCAGCAAGAGAUGCAAUAGCAGACUCAGAUUUCUUCCUUAUUGCCCGAACCGAUGCAAGGGCAAUAUCAGAGAAAUAUGGUUUAUCAGAAGCCAUAUCAAGGGCCAACCUUUAUAUGGAGGCUGGAGCUGAUGCUUGCUUUGUUGAUGCACCAAGGAGCGACGAUGAGCUUAGAGAAAUCGCUCGUCGAACCAAUGGUUUUAGGGUUGUUAACAUGAUUGAAGGAGGUGUUACUCCAUUGCAUACACAAGAGGAGUUAAAAGAGAUGGGCUUCCAUAUCAUCUUGCACUCAACCACUACACUUUACACAACAGCCCGUGCUUUGAUGGACAUGCUGCAAAAGAUGAAGGAGUCAGGAUCAAGCAAAGACCAUCUUGACAAGUUGGCUAGCUUUGCGGAAUUCAAUCGGUUGAUCAAUUUAGAGUCCUACUUUGAAAAAGAAGCUCACUUCGCCGAGUACAAGAAUGCGCUUGAAGCUCAGCACCAAUUGAAGGCCAGUAGCGGAGCAUUCUAGAUUUGGAACAUAUAUAAGUGGAUGCAACUUGUUGAAGUUUUGGUCCUAUCAUGGUCUUUCUUUUAGUGUUCUAUGAGUCGCUAGCAUAACAUGUUAUUGUUCCUGUAUUAUGUUUUUCUAGAAAUUGGUCACAAGAGUGUGUGGACCUACCAAAAAAGCCAAAUCUAGUGCAGCUUAGUAGGUCCUUAUGGCUUUCUUGAUAGUUUGGAAAGUUUGUUAUGUAAUGGAUUAUCAAUGUGAUUAAUUAUGAAAGA